Messenger RNA from Tremella mesenterica DSM 1558, 5910 nucleotides. RefSeq lists its product as uncharacterized. Gene Ontology annotation, cellular component: nuclear body. Bases 1 to 5910 code for a protein of 1969 amino acids. Gene Ontology annotation, molecular function: helicase activity; transcription termination site sequence-specific DNA binding. The record is from RefSeq and is a predicted model, not a curated record. The transcript has 7 exons. Gene Ontology annotation, biological process: termination of RNA polymerase II transcription. Lineage: Eukaryota; Fungi; Basidiomycota; Tremellomycetes; Tremellales; Tremellaceae.
AUGGGCACAGCUCCACCCUCUGACAAAGAGAUAGAAGCUGUGCUCAGUAAAGUGGCCGCUUCUUCAAAGCCCACAGACGCCACCUUGUACCCCCUCUACUCGUACCUGCUCCCAUCAGUCCCCUCUCAAGCCGCUACCUCUUCUACCACCGCCCAUUGGUACUGCCCAAAGACAUCUUCCCCUCUCAUCAGAGAUGCAGCUACAUAUCUCAUCUUCCUCUUUGCCUACAAGGCUGAGGGUAUGCCAAAGACAUGGAUCGAUGAGCUCGAGCACGUCUUGUUGGGUUGUCCUGUCUGCGCCAGGGCAUUCGGUGCUGCUAGACGACGUUUUGCUUCCAAGUAUCUGGCAAUGUUCAAUGCUCAGACCAAGGAGAAUUUCUUUCAAAAGGUCGACCUAUGGCAAGCAUCACUUAUCCUUUCUGAAUACAACAAAGCAUCCGCUCCUGGCUAUGGAAGCACUUCGACAGUGUCGAUAACCCUCUUCGACGUGGAUGAUUCUAUCGUUCAGCUUCUGUGCAGUGAACCAAGCUUAGUAUCUAAACCAACAUCUACAACACCCGAACUGGUAUCACUUUCUUUACUCUUCUCCGCCGCCAUCGCCUCCGCUCCGAGUAAUCCGGCCGUCUCAAAAUUUGGUCUCACACCCGUCGUCGUACAUCUUCUCUCGGUGGACGAUCCUGCUCAAAGAUCAUGGGCAUUGAAUCAGCUCCCAUCAUGUGCACGUCGACCAUUAAGUUUCGCCGAAUGGUGUGAAAAUGGGAUCGGAUCAAAGGUACAGGAGCUUUAUCUCGACAACAGGUUUGACAGUGCGACUAUCAGAUGGUCAGCAUUACAUCGGCUACUCGACUCUGGCUGUCUUACGUUAGAGACCGUGCAGAAAGGCUUACUCAAAGGGCACACCUCUGUCAGAGCCGAUGCAAAAGUUGGGAAACCGAUCAUGUCCGUCUUGAGCACAUUAUUGGGAAGUCAGACAUCAGCGUCCGAUCUUGUCCAUGCGACAUUCCAGGUCCUACUCCAUAUAUCGCCCACACAUCAUAUAUGGUCAUUUGAUGUAUCCCCCGAACUCCCUCACACCCUCUUCUCCGAGAUCAAGAAUAAUCCCUCAUUUCGUACAUCUCUGGAAAAUUCCUGUCCCUCGUCGCCCGCCGAAACAAAUGAGCAUCAUGGGAAGGGGAAGGGGACGACGACAUGUCGCUCUCUCACUUGGAUCGAAGAUUUCCUCCUGUCUCUGAGGGAUGCCAAGACCGCCUCGGGCAAGUCCAGUAACACGGGAUUUGGCGAAAGUCUAGCAAAGGCCAUGAACUUCUGCUUCUCCGAGAUGCAGCACACUAGAUAUCCUCCCUCCCUGCGUGCCGCUGCCGCAGAGUGUGGUUGCAGGGCACUGGUCAGAUUACGAACAGCAGUCGCAACUGAUGACCACAUCGCCUCUCCUCUGUCAUCCACUCUCGACAUUCAUGCCACCUUUAUCGCUACAGUGGCCCUGCGUUUACCUGAUCAUCCUUCGCCAGAUUGGGAUGAUGCCCGUCAUGCGGCUCGGGCUUUACUUCUCGACUACUUCACCGCCGAUGGACGAGAUGUUGUAGAAAGUAUGCUCGGAUUAGCGGCCAUCUCUUUCCAUGAGAGGAAGCGUCUAGCUCGAAAGCGUAAACUGAAAGCUGCCGUCGAUCCACCGAUACCGGUGCAGAACCUUCACCGCGCUUCGACGUAUAAAGAACUCUGGUCCAUGGCUUAUAAUGCGCUCAUGCCAACUGAUCUUGAGGGUACGGCAAUCAUCUUAAAAUCAAUAGCGAUGACGGCCCACCUCGAGAAACUCGAUCGAACCGGCCCGUGGAGUCCUGAUAGCCUAGGUGAGGUUAUCAAAGCCGAGGAUUGGGUUUCCAGUGUGCGAGCGAUCAAUACAUCAAUAUCUUCAAUGCGGGAAUAUUUCGGCCGCGCUUUGGACUCUCUUGCUCGUCAACCUGAUGCAACUCUCUUGCGAGACCUCUGGAAGAUCGCCGGUGUUCCUAAGGCGAGCGUAAUCAUAUUGCUUGCCCCGGCCGAAGAACUUCACGACCCUGUCAUCAGUUUAUUACAGCAAGUAUACGAAGAUGUCGACGAUCGAGGAGACUGUUUUCGUGUCCUUCUGCGAGAACAUCCCGGUGAGGCCAUGGAAGGUCUUUGCACUUUCCUCUCGACCUUCAUCAAGACUGCGAAUCUCACCCCUGAAUCAUGCUCUCUUGCUAAAUGGCUCGUACGUUGCUUCACCGACAUUCUCGAUGUUCUAUGCCGAGCCUCCGAAUCUUCCGAAGCUCUCUUACAAACUCCAUCUUUCCUCGCAGACUUCACCUCAAAUCGACCAAUGACAAAAAGGAUUGCAGACCUAUGGCACCAAAUGACUGAAUCACUAGCCGUCAUUUUCAAUCGAACUCAGGGUUGGGCUGAUUUCUACGAAAAUUCUAUCAUGGUGGAUUGGAUGCGAGAUGCUCUCAUCUUUGGUCGACAUAUGACGGAACAUGUGAGAGUAUUCGAAUCUGCUGCUCUUGGUCAAAGUGAUUCUCGCUUCGAUGUACAGAGUCCAUCGGAAUCGCCCGUGAAGCUCUCCUCGACCGGACGAAAGAUGAUUGAGCAACUCUCGAAAGUGUUAAAUGAGCUAUUGCAUUGGCUUCGGCUGACCGACAUUGAAACGUUACAUCAGACUUUCGAGCUGAUCAAAACCAUCCUUGGUCGGUUGUCGCGGUCGUCCACUCCUAUCACCGUCGAAUUGGAGAAGACGCUGAAGGAGCUGGACAAAUUUUGUCGACGAGCGGGGACUUCAUACCCUUCCAAGCUCUCCGAUGAUCUUCUUUCUGAACUUUCAGAGCUUGUGUCUGGAUUCGACAUCUCACUGGAAGAUGAUGUACAGUUCGUCAAGGCCGUCACUCGGGAAGAGGACACAAAACCCUCGCACGAUCCCUCAUCGGCACCGGUUAAAAAGGAUGCACCAGCCGCCAAGAAAACAAACGCGUUUGUCAAGAUGAUGAAAGCAGCUUCCAACGGCUCGAGCUCUCAUUCACGGUCCACUAAGAGCGAUCCCGUGAAUGGGAAGGAAGACGAGUACGACGAUGACGAUUUCCUGCAGAAACUUCCUGCCUCUGAUCUGGAUAUUCUGGAAAAACGUGCUCGGAUAGCGAAAACACAAGUCCCUCAACCACCAAAAUCCACUGUGCCACCGAAGGCAUCCAUCCAGGCGGCUCAAAAGCUCAAUAUAGACGUUCGACCCGGAAUGUAUCAGAAAAAGCCCGCUGGUGGUGGUUUUAAAUCCAAGCUCAUGCAAGAAGCCCGACGAGAACACAAGUUCGAUCAAAUGCGUGCUAACGUGCCACGCCCCAUUGGGGGUUUACCCACGAAGGUUCCCGUAGCUGGUGCGUUCGGUAGCGGUUUAGGAGCCUACACCGGUCAACGACGACCUGUCCAACCAGCAGAUUCAGGAUCCAGCGCUUCUGACACCUCUGACGAGGAGAGCAGAGGGGUUGAUGCCCUCAUGAAGAAACAAAAGUCUCCUGCCAAAAUAGCACUCGCCGCCGAGAAACGUCAAAUCAAAGUCCUCGGUAUCCCAAUUUCGAACGCCGUCCGGGAACACGAAGAGAAACGUGCACGCGCCCAUGCUAUCAAACAACGUCUCCGUCCCGAUCUCAAUUCUUUGUAUCGCUAUGUCCUGGCAUGGGAUCCUACCCAUAUUGGACCGCAUCCUCCGCAUCCUCCGAAAGUGGCACAAGAGUUCAUGCAAUUACUUCGUGUCCCGACCACCUUCCCAGAUGCCAAACGAUACGAGCAGAUCAUGCUUCCUUUGUUUCUGGAAGAACUGUGGGCUCAGUUUGUCAACGGCAAAGAUAACACCGCUCAUGGGAUGGGUAUAAUGGUAGAGAUUUCUAGUAGGGCCUACGAGGAUGAUUUCUUGGAUAUGGAACUGGUCGUACAGGGGAACAUACAACCUGAUUUCUUUGUGAAUGAGACGGAUAUCGUCCUGUUGCAACAACCUGGAGCCAGAACAUUGUUUGCCAAAGUACAAGGGUUCCGACGCAAGUUCAAAGAUACCGCCUUGAAAGUGAGAAUCUUGACUUCUAUGGAUCAAAGGGAAUUAGGAGCGAAGUCGAGGUGGGAAUUGAAAAAACAUACUUCAUUGAGUACCGCUGUCAGGGAGUUUGCCGCUCUGAAAGGUCUGCCUUAUUACGAGAAACCAUUAUUGCGGGACAUACUCGCUGCCAAGGGAGCUACCAUGCCUCCUCUCUCAUCCAGAGAGGUGGACAGAGCAAUGCGUUCAUACGAUGUCAAUGAACCACAAGCCAAGGCCAUCCUGGGUGCCAUGCAAGUCAAUGGGUUUGCUCUGAUUCAGGGUCCACCAGGUACGGGUAAGACCAAAACAAUCAGUGGUUUGGUUGGCAAGUUCAUGUCAGAACGAUCUAUACCCAUAGCCAUGGGUCAUGGAGAGAAACCUGUCAAACCUAAACUUCUCGUCUGCGCUCCGAGUAAUGCUGCCAUUGACGAAGUCUGCAAGAGACUCAUGAAUGGUGUCCCCAGUUCUGAUGGAAGUCGACUGAACCCAACCAUCGUUCGAAUUGGAAUCGAGACAUCUGUCAACAUUGCCGUAAAGGAUGUAUCCCUGGACAGUUUGGUAGAAGCCAGGGUCAACGCAGACCCUUCUUCGAAAGGGGGCGGUGGAGAAUAUGGCAAGAUUCAAGCAGAGUUGGAAAAUGUCAAACGUCUCAUACGUGAACAACAAGAUAAGAUCCGUUUGGCAAAGGACAAUGACGAAAGACGUCGACAAUUGGAAGACGAAUAUCAAUCUUUAGUCACCAGACGUACUCAGUUAGGUCAACAAACUUCCAAAGCCAAAGAUGCGGCUAGAGACGCUACUAGACAUCUCGAUGCCACACGUCGACAAGCUAGAGAAAUCGUUCUCAAAGAAGCAGAUGUCAUUUGUGCCACAUUAGCAGGAGCGGGUCACGAAACUCUAUCAGCUUACACAUUCGAAACUGUCAUCAUUGAUGAAGCUGCUCAAGCUAUCGAAUUGUCAUGUUUGAUACCAUUGAAAUAUGGUUGUACAAGAUGUAUAAUGGUCGGUGACCCUCAACAAUUACCACCUACAACACUAAAUCCCGAUGGAGAAAAAUACGCAUAUAACGAAUCUCUUUUCGUCCGUUUAGCUCGUGAAAAUCGAUCAAACGUUCAUUUACUAAGUAUACAAUAUCGUAUGCACCCAGAUAUCUCACGACUUCCUUCCAAAGUGUUUUAUCAUGGUGCUUUGAAAGAUGGACCGAAUAUGGAACGUAAUACCAAAGCUGUAUGGCAUGAAAACAAGAAUUAUGGUCCCUAUCGAUUUUUUAAUAUAGAAGGUUCAGAAAUAAAAGCAGGAACAUCUACUAAAAAUCCAGAAGAGGCAAUCGCCGCCGUUAACAUUUAUAAACACUUGGAAGAAGAUUUUGGAGAUAGAACGAAUUUAGCAUUACGAGUUGGUAUCAUUACAAUGUAUAGAGAACAAAUGUACGAAAUCAAAAGACAAUUUCUACAAGCUUUUGGAGGUUCUAUAAUGGAAAUGAUAGAGUUUAAUACUGUUGAUGGUUUUCAAGGACAGGAAAAAGAUAUCAUCAUUUUAUCUUGUGUUAGGAGUGGACCGAAUUUGAGGACUAUUGGUUUUUUGAGGGAUGAAAGAAGGAUGAACGUGGCUUUGACUAGGGCGAAAAGUAGUUUAUGGAUUGUUGGAAAUGGUUCAACUUUAGAGAGGAGUGAUGAGAGAUGGAAGGUUAUUGUUGGGGAUGCGAGGGAACGGGGAUUCUUUUUGGAAGUGAGUUCUGAUUUGACGUUUACUCCAAGUUUACUUCUCACUCCUCUUCCUUCUAUUUUUCUUACCAUACUCCCUUCUAUCCCCUUCUCUUCCCUUGUGCCUCUUUCCUGA